AUGACUCCAACCGACCUACCAAGUCCAACGCUGUACAUCACAUCGGUUUCUACAAACCCCAGUGUGGUGGCUCAUGCAUAUCCUUGUGGCCUGUCAUCCUCGGUGUUCUACGGUGACAUGGCUUGGGAUGACUUCGAUAAAGCCGGCGAGGUUUUCGCUUGUGCUGUGUCCGAUACUAAUACAGCCAAAGGUGACCAGUCUCUAUGGUUCAAAAAAACGUCAGAGGCAUCCAUCAAGAGCACAGGACUCUUGGGGAUGAUUUUUCUAGCUUCAGUUUUGAUCAAUGUGGCUCUCUGGUUGUGA
This is a messenger RNA of Candidozyma pseudohaemuli, 303 nucleotides long. RefSeq lists its product as uncharacterized. The coding region runs from base 1 to 303 and encodes 100 amino acids. The transcript has a single exon. The record is from RefSeq and is a predicted model, not a curated record. NCBI's taxonomy places the organism in Eukaryota, Fungi, Ascomycota, Pichiomycetes, Serinales, Metschnikowiaceae.